Molecule: messenger RNA, 883 nt
Organism: Trifolium pratense (red clover)
Lineage: Eukaryota; Viridiplantae; Streptophyta; Magnoliopsida; Fabales; Fabaceae
Product: probable prolyl 4-hydroxylase 10
Exons: 5
Coding region: 33-806 (257 amino acids)
Biological process (GO): peptidyl-proline hydroxylation to 4-hydroxy-L-proline
Cellular component (GO): endoplasmic reticulum
Molecular function (GO): procollagen-proline 4-dioxygenase activity; iron ion binding; L-ascorbic acid binding
Source: RefSeq, a predicted model, not a curated record
CAUUCAUUCAUCUUUAAUUAAAAACCAUUAUUAUGGUGAAAUUCAAGCAUUCUCGCAUAGGACCUCAGAAAUUAUCGCUUCCUACUACAAGAACAUUGAUCUUCACCUUGUUUGCGACCUUCACAUUCCUCAUCUUCAUUCUCAUUCUCUUAUCUCUCCGUAUCCCUAAACCCAACCAUCAUGACUCCAUCUUUCAUAAUGCACUCAGAAGUGAAGUUGGUAAAGGAGAGCAUUGGGUUGAAAUAAUAUCAUGGGAGCCUAGAGCGGUUUUAUAUCAUAAUUUUCUGGCAAAAGAGGAAUGUGAACAUCUAAUCAAUAUAUCCAAGCCUAAUAUGCAAAAGUCAUUUGUUAUUGAUAAUAAAACAGGAAAGAAUGUGGAAAGCAGUGUACGAACAAGUUCUGGAACAUUUCUAAGGAUAGGACAUGAUAAAAUUGUGAGGAAUAUUGAGAAGAGAAUUGCAGAUUUUACUUUUAUACCUGUAGAACAUGGCGAAGAAUUUAAUGUUCUCCAUUACGAAGUUGGACAAAUGUAUGUACCUCAUCCUGACUACUUUACGAAUGAGUUUAAUACUAUUCCUGGGGGUCAGCGUAUAGCAACAAUGUUGAUAUACCUUUCAACUGUUGAAGAAGGGGGCGAGACGGUGUUCCCAGCUGCCAAGGGAAAUUUUAGCUCCGUGCCUUGGUGGAAUGAACUUUCUGAUUGUGGUAAAAAAGGACUUUCAAUUAAGCCAAAAAUGGGUGAUGCUUUACUUUUCUGGAGCAUGAAGCCUGAUGGAACUUUAGAUCCAUCCAGUUUACAUGGUUAGUUGCUCUUUUAUCAUCGUUUGUUCUCUAUCGGUGUCCCUUAGUUCGACAACUGAAGAUAAGUUUGAUUACAAACUUA